This is a messenger RNA of Lagopus muta (rock ptarmigan), 2064 nucleotides long. RefSeq names its product C-type lectin domain family 3 member A (gene CLEC3A). Gene Ontology annotation, biological process: ossification. The coding region runs from base 450 to 1031 and encodes 193 amino acids. The record is from RefSeq and is a predicted model, not a curated record. The transcript is spliced from 3 exons. NCBI's taxonomy places the organism in Eukaryota, Metazoa, Chordata, Aves, Galliformes, Phasianidae.
AAUAAGAUCAUGACCACUGUCCAUACUUAAUCAGCAUGGGACAGAGACAUGCUACCCCCAUCCUGAGGCUGGCGUUACACAAGGCAUUUUUGAGCAUCCCUCUGCUUUUGCAUACCGUUAUGCUUCAAAGAUAGUGUUAUCUCUGACGAAAUGGCAUUCAUCUGCAGCAAUCGAAGCACUGUUCAGUGCCCUUAAAGCAACCUGUCUCAGUUGAACCCAAAAAGGAAACAGGAAUUUCAGAAGAGACGUGAGAACAAGGGGGCACCUUAUGCUGCAGCCAGCUUCAGUAUUAAACACAUUUCGUAAGCAAGGAGCACAGCCAACCCUGUCACUACACUUUUAUAAAACUGGCCUCAGUCAGUCCUGACUGUGAUGUGUCUGUGUGACUUGCUCUCAAAGCUGCUGAAGAGAAUCUCUUGAAGAUUUUUGUGAAGUUCUUUAAAGGAGAGAUGGCACAAACUGGACUUAUGAUUUUUCUACUCAUAAGCAUAUUACUGCUGGAUCAGACCAUCAGCCAGGCUUCCAAAGUCAAAGCUAGGAAGCACAGCAAACGUAGAGUGAAAGAAAAAGAUGACCUCAAGACCCAGAUUGACAAGUUGUGGCGAGAAGUAAAUGCUCUCAAAGAAAUGCAAGCACUUCAAUCAGUCUGUCUUCGAGGGACAAAGGCCCAUAAGAAGUGCUACCUCAUAUCAGAAGGCACCAAGCAUUUUCAUGAAGCCAAUGAAGACUGCAUAGCCAAGGGAGGGACACUGGCUAUCCCAAGGAAUAGCGAUGAAACAAAUACUCUCCGAGACUAUGGCAAGAACAGUAUGCCUGGAGGGUCUGAGUUCUGGCUAGGUGUCAAUGACAUGGUAAAUGAAGGGAAGUUUGUUGAUGUUAAUGGCAUGGCUCUACAGUACUUCAAUUGGGAUCAUGCCCAGCCAAACGGGGGGAAGCGUGAAAAUUGUGUCUUCUCUUCAACACAAGGCAAGUGGGUGGAUGAGGUCUGCCGUACUGCCAAAAGAUAUAUUUGUGAAUUUCUGAUCCCAUAAUUCCAUACACAAGUGAUCAUGACCGUAUUUUGGGUUAUUAACAUGCCAUCUUUUCUUGUUAGCAGCCCCUCCCACUUAGACAGUGGUGAGUUAAAAAUAUCCAUCUGUUGCAUUAUAUUCGCUCUUUCCUGAAACAGAAUUUUUCUUCAUUAAUUUAUUUUCUACUCAGAUGCUUAAAAUGUUAUGUGUAGUGAGUGCUCUCAUCAUGUACAGGAAUACAUGCUAUGUUUUGACCUAUAUUGCAUCGUAUUUUGCCAUAUUCUUUCAGCCUGAUGUUCAGGUUACUGGGGUUCACCUUCAUUUCUGCACAUCUUCAUGGUAGAAAGGUUUUUACUUGAUCUCACAUCUCUAGUGAAUUUAUUGAAAGUAUACAAGAAGGUUGCUGUGUGGAGACACGUUCUAACAGAAGAUGUAGGGCUCUUCUCUGUUCCAGUGCUUAAGGAAGAUAUUGGGGUUUAUCCUGGGAAAACGGCCAUCCUCCUUACAGAGUGUAACAGGAUGGAUUUGUGACCAAGACUUUUACCUAUGAGAUAGGAAAGAUAAAAAGGAAAAUCUGAUGAUAAUUUUUAAAGCACACAGAGUUAAAUAAGAUACACUGCUACAAAAUGGGGGAAGUAGCUAUUAUAAAUAUCAGGUCUAAGCAUGGUUGUUUCUAAAUGUCUCAAUUAUGGUUAAAUAUUAGAUAUCACUUGGAGCAUUCCUGUAGAAGAAACCAACCUGGGACUUGAUCAUGGUGCUAGCAUGUAAUCCCUUAGAAAGAUGUGCAAAUGCCUCUCCUGCUGGAUCAGAAUGAGGCUUUAUUAUUCAGGCAUGAAUGGAGAGGAAGGGUUCCCUCUCAGGCACAACAUACCCCCUCAAUCUCCUCUCUCCAUAUUGUGCGUAGCAUGCCUUGCUGGCACAGAUGAGUGGGGCCAAACCAUCACUCACUGAGCCAUGUGCAGAUUUUUCCAUUUGAUACCCAACAUUUGAGCUAGCUAUUUUUUGCUAUUCUUAACAUCACAAUACAUAUUUGCCUUCAUGUUAUAAACUGCAG